Akanthomyces muscarius is the source of this 1704-nucleotide messenger RNA. RefSeq lists its product as uncharacterized. The transcript is spliced from 2 exons. The record is from RefSeq and is a predicted model, not a curated record. Lineage: Eukaryota; Fungi; Ascomycota; Sordariomycetes; Hypocreales; Cordycipitaceae. Bases 1 to 1704 code for a protein of 567 amino acids.
AUGGUGGAUACUGAGAUCCCGUCGACCUCACCGUCCCCGAAAACUCGCCGCGAUACACAGAUAUUCUCUCCGCUGCCGAGACCUCUGCUGCAGCAAGAUUCCCCAGAGCCUCAGCUAUCCUUCUCCGAACCCACCCUCCGAUUUCCCCGGCCGCAAGGCAACCAAAACCUUGCCCACUGGAUUUCUAGCAGCGAUCCAGACAUCAUGCAUCUGACGAGCGCUCCGGUCGAAGAUUCCGGCUUGUCCGAGUCUACGUACGAGUUGAUAGGAGGCACCGAUUCCGAGUCUCAAGACGGCAAUUACACGGACAACAUCAGCGAGUCCGUCGGCUCGCUCGACUUCCGCCGUCCAGAUGAUGUGGUCAGCCUUGCUGGCACAGAGCACACAUGCGAUGAAGAGUCCAUCGUUGAUGCAACCGAAGAGCAUCAUCUCACCCGCGGCCCAGAGCUUAACCAUUUCCAGAUACAACACUCCGCCGCCGCAGACGAUACUGACGACGAUGACAACUCCUCCAAAGCGUCUCUUGAAUAUGCAGAUAAUAGCCUGCGUACACCCUCGAUUCUGACCCCCGAUGCCAGUCGAUACUUUGGGCCUGCAGAUGAUCUCUCGAAGAGAAACUUCCUCACCAGGUGGCUUGUAUGGACCCAUGGCCUGUCUGACUCUAUCGCACAGGUGGCAUUCACUACCCUUCCAAGCCUUCUGAUUCUCAUUGCGAUGACUGUGGCUAUCCAGACAGUCGUACUCUGGGCUGGGAAUGCCUCACAGCCAGUUGUGUCUAGCAUUGCAUCGACUAUUUCGCAAACUCCGUUUUUCGCACCCUCUGCUCAGAAUCAGCCCGAAAGCACACUGGCCCUCAGCUCCCCUACUUCUGGAGUUGCGCUGAUUUCGUUGCAAGGUUCGCCAGAUGAAGGCCUCUUUCGCUCACGGAAGCCAACUGUAUCAUUUACACCGCAUGGCCAGAAUGACGUUUUGAUCCAUGUUGCACCAGACGUCAGGGACACUUGGAUGUCAAGCAACUGCCUCAAUGUCACUGUAUUGAGAAGCACGCAGGAACUCAGGUUUACCCUCGCUUCUGUCGACGAUGGCAUCCUUGUCAAGUUUCCUCGCCGAGAGGCAUACGGCGUCGUGAACCUCUCCAUAAAGAGCAGCUGCCGCCCUAAGACGGAAAAGACCAUCAAGGUACACUUCGGCAAGGGCAUCAUAGUGGACGCCUUUGAGAGAACAAAGAGCCUAGCCCAAGACCUGUCGGAGCUAGUACCCGUUGCUGCGCACGAGGCCGAACGAUGCCUCGCUGGAGCCAGGCGUGUUCUCGGAUCCGCUUCAGACUCCUUCGCUCAUGCCUGGCUAGUUGGGACCGAAAGAGCACAGGACCUGCUCAUCAACGGGAACAUUGGCGUUGGUGGUCCUCUCACCAAAACUGUCUCUCAGCUCUGGCAACAGGCCAUCGGUUUCCUGCAAGACAAAAGCAAGAUUUCGGGAAAAUGCUCUAGAUCCAUCAAUGCGGUGCGCAGUGUCCAGACGGAGCUCCGACUCGGAUUAUUGAAUGCUCAAGUGUCGUCUCGCAUGUGGUGGCUCAAAAUCCAAGGCAAGGAUGAAGAGUAUCAAGCGUACUCUGCCCAGGCGCAGGUGUACUUGCAGCAGAAAAAGACGGCAGCCAAGAAGCUCCUGCAAAAGCUGCAGUCGGGGGCCAAGGCCAGGGCCUAG